Molecule: messenger RNA, 2542 nt
Organism: Larimichthys crocea (large yellow croaker)
Lineage: Eukaryota; Metazoa; Chordata; Actinopteri; Sciaenidae
Product: protein yippee-like 5
Exons: 3
Coding region: 144-509 (121 amino acids)
Source: RefSeq, a predicted model, not a curated record
AAAGAACAACAAAGCCACGACGACGACGACGACUCGGGGGGGAAAACAACAGUUGCGCGGCUAAAAUACACCAAAAACCCCGGUGACACCAUCGCUGGUGGGGACAUUUUGUGCCGCUGAAACACUUCUGUGAAGAUUUGACGAUGGGGCGUAUCUUCUUGGAUCACAUUGGCGGAACACGCCUCUUCUCCUGCGCCAACUGUGACACCAUCCUGACCAACAGGUCUGAGCUUAUCUCGACACGUUUCACAGGAGCCACGGGCAGAGCUUUCCUCUUCAACAAGGUGGUGAACCUCCAGUACAGCGAGGUGCAGGACAGAGUGAUGCUUACCGGAAGACACAUGGUGAGGGACGUCAGCUGCAAAAACUGCAACAGUAAGCUGGGCUGGAUCUACGAGUUCGCAACAGAGGACAGUCAACGGUACAAGGAGGGACGGGUCAUCCUGGAAAGAGCGCUGGUUAGGGAGAGUGAGGGCUUUGAGGAGCAUGUCCCCUCAGACAAUUCAUGAGCCCCUAACCCUCAGAUUAACUCCUCUCCCGCUCCUUUAUCCCCUUAUCUCUGCGUUGCGAACCACCACCUGCAGACUUAGUGGUCAGUGAAGUUUUGGCUUCACUCCCCAGACCCACACACCACCCCACCUUCCCUGUCUCUGGCCCAUGACCUUAGACCUCUGCUGAUUACAAGAUUGGUUUGCUGGUUCUAUUCUUGCUGAAUAGGCUCCCUCCUAAAAUACUUCCUGAUUUAUGUGUCACAGGGCACCACCCCAAAACAGCUGGGGACACAGAUAGGGAGUCGUAACUUCACUUGUUUCAAUGUUCGCGCACAGUCACACAGAAUUUUCAACAUCUCUGCACAAGGCAUGCUUCACACUUUUCAUAUGGUAGUUAAACACUUGCAUGAUAAUAGUUACAUAUAUAUAAAAAAAUCACCUGGUUGUUUUGUUUAUUUAGAUAACUGAAGGCAGUAGAGCUGAUUAUGUUCAACAUCCAGACAUGGGCAAAACAACCAGCCCACUCUACACAGUAAUGUUAAAUGAACUGAUGGAUGUGUCACUGUACAAAUUGCUUUCAAGAGGCUUGUGCUUCUGUGUUGUCAACUUUGUCUCAAUGUAUUUGUCACUGUUGAGCACUGAAUGCAAUUAAGAUCAUGAUAGCUGUUCUAUAUCAGUUACCUUUUUAUUAGCUGGUACUUUAAUGAAUGUGUUAGUGUUUCUCAUCCAAAUGAUACCGUAAGUAUCGCACAGAUUGAUGUCAUAUUUAAAUAUUUGUUGUUGUGUUUGAUGACGGUAGGAGUUUUAUUGCGAUCCUGCUCACACGAUGUGCAUUUAUUUUUUCGAUCGACACAUUCUUGUACACAAAGUAGCUGCUCAAGUGUCUCAUUCUUGCAGUUAACGACGUGGAAGUGAUCCCCUGUACAGUCCACGGUCGUACAAUUGAUCCCACAAUUGAAUUCAGUCCUACCACUCUCCAUCUGUUAGCAUGGAUUCUGUGCCUGUGUGAUGUGCCGUGUGAAGAGCAACAUGUCACUUUGGUGACUUGUGAGGAGCGUUUACCUUCCAGCCACGUGUCUUCAGUAUGACGGAGGAUGAAUGUGUCUCAGACAGGAUGGAGACAUUCUCUGGCUGCCUGCUGGCUUAAGGACAGGAUUAUGAGAGGAUGGGUCAUAGCCAAGACUGUUAGACAACGGGAGACAAGCUCCACUGGAAAAAAUAACCUACCAGUUAAUACAUUAUAAUGUUGGAAACAACAGUCUGAAAAUAUGUUUAAAUCAAGCCAGUUACAGCUGACUGCACGUGCUGUCUCCUGCUUUCAGGAUAGUGACCCAUCCUCUUUUUAUAAUCUUUAGGCUCAGGGCAUAUUUGGUCAUAAGAUGACUUAUUUCUUACAACACAAAGCCAAACAAACUUUAAUUAGGCUUUAAAGUUGAGCCUUUGUCCUCUGACUAUGCCAGAGCCUCCAUUUUAUAUCGUCAGUGUCCUGUGAAGAUUUCGAUCAAAAUGUCAAAUUACUAAAAAAAAAAAAAACUCUCUAUCUCCAUGACAUUUGAGGUUAUUUCUUUGGAGUGGCUUGUAAGCACAUCAUUGUGGCCCUGGUGUAACAUUGUGCCAUUUCAGAGAGUGUAUGCCUGCAGGCGUUACCAUACUGGUCUAGCCUUUACUAAUGUUUUUUGCUGCCUUUACAAGGUCAUGCAAGAAAGUGCAAGUUGUCAUUUCUACAACGAAAAGAAAAACUAAAAGAAAUAUAAAUGGUUUUCUACAGGACACUGACACCAUCAAUAUGCCCGAGUCAGUGCAGUGUACAGUCAAUGGCCAUGACAGAAUAUUGUAAGCAUUUUGUUGUUCACUUUUACUAUUUUAUUGAUAGGCCAUUGCUUUUAUUUGCUUUAUUCUAUAUGAUUAUUAUUUUAUUGACCGAUACAUUUAUCUUAUUGUAUAUUUUCUUGAUUGGAGGUUUGCUAAAAAAAUGUUUUUUCCUUGUAUGGCUAUAGCAAGGUUUUCUCUGAUGUGAUUUCUAAAUAAACAUAUAGUCUUGCUGGGUUCAA